Molecule: messenger RNA, 4611 nt
Organism: Neopsephotus bourkii (Bourke's parrot)
Lineage: Eukaryota; Metazoa; Chordata; Aves; Psittaciformes; Psittacidae
Gene: MAP7
Product: microtubule associated protein 7
Exons: 18
Coding region: 528-2816 (762 amino acids)
Biological process (GO): microtubule cytoskeleton organization
Cellular component (GO): microtubule cytoskeleton
Source: RefSeq, a predicted model, not a curated record
AGCAGCUCCUGCUGCCGAGGUGCUUCCAGCUCUCUGCAAUCGUGCAGGAGCUGGCGUUCCCAGGGCCAGCUUGCUGCAGCUGAGGAGACAACACUCAUAGACCCUCUUUGAUUAGGAUGUGUCGGUGUUGUCAGGGCAACUGUUAACAGCAGCGUAUCAUAUUUUCUCCUCUUGUGUGGCGUGCUGAAUAUUUUAGUCUGCUGUAGCUGGAAGAGGCUUGCAGGAAGAAGGUGCUGCAGAAAAGAACCCAGAGCUGUGGGCUGGGAUCUGAUUUAACAGGUUAAGACAGUGACGAGCAGCAUCCAAACUAAAGUGCCUUUAAUUAGGGCUUUUCUUGAAGGUGGGGAAAGACUUGCAAACCUUUUGCUGCCGACUGGAUGUUGGUAUUUAUCAUCUGUUUGCAUACUGCUUAUUCAUAGGGGAUCUAUUACAAGUACUCAAAUGAGCAGGCAGUGUUGCAGCUAGCGGCUGAGUAAGGGCUGGAGUUUCUUACUUUUUUUUCUUAAUAAGCAAGAGGCAACAGCAACAUGUCUGGUUCAGCUACUGCCCUACGACAAGAGAGACUGAAGAAAAGUGCCAGGACAAAUCCUCUGGGUUUAUUCACCAUUAACGAAGAGGAUGAGCAGCAAAAGAAUGAGAAUUCCAAAAGACUGAAAGCUGAAGGUUCCAAGAUACAAGACAAGAAAGGCAGUUCAGGACAAUGCAACACUGGAACUAAACCAGAUCAUCCAACAAUACUAAAGGUUGAUGACAGGCAGCGGCUUGCUAGAGAACGGAGAGAAGAACGAGAAAAACAGCUAGCUGCAAGAGAAUCAGUCUGGUUAGAAAGAGAAGAGAGAGCCCGGCAACACUAUGAAAAACACUUAGAGGAACGCAGAAAGAAGCUAGAAGAGCAAAGAUUAAAGGAAGAGAGAAGGCGAGCUGCCGUAGAGGAAAAGCGAAGGCAGAGAUUAGAAGAAGAUAAGGAACGACAUGAAGCUGUUGUACGUCGCACAAUUGAAAGAAGCCAGAAGCCAAAACAAAAGCAAAACAGGUGGUCCUGGGGAGGAGCACUACAUAACCGCAUUAAUAACACAGAUCCAAACAGGCGGUCUGUUUCAACAAUGAACCUUUCGAAACAUGUUGAUCCAGUCAUUAACAAGCGGCUCUCCUCCUCAUCUGCAACAUUACUAAAUUCUCCAGACAGAGCUCGCCGCCUACAGCUCAGUCCAUGGGAGAGCAGCAUUGUUAACAGGCUCCUGAUGCCCACUCACUCGUUCUUGGCCCGAAGUAAAAGCACCGCUGCACUGUCUGGAGAUGCAGUUAUCCCCAUUUGUCCCCGUUCAGCAUCUUGCAGCCCCAUCAGUCCUCUGUCCUACAAGGCCAUGAACUGUAGGAAUUCAGGAGACCGAACAAAACUUUAUGCCUCUACUGAUGCUGUUGGACGUAGGAGAACAACGCAUCUUGCAGGGACUGACAAAAAAGAAAAAGAGAGAGACCAUUUGUCAUCCAGCUUCUCAGCCAGCUUUAAAGGAGGUCAUUUUUCUUCCAACCCCAAAGCUAGAUCACCAGCUCCCUCUCCAGUUUGGCAUGCAUCGAAGUCUUUGCCUUUUUUGCCUGGCACACCCAAGCAGAUAAAUUCCCCACCUGGUUCCUCCAGAGUUUCCUCUGCUCAGGCACGUCCUCCUUCUCCUGGCAACAUCCGGCCAGUCAAAAAAGAGGUCAAGCCAGAGAGUGAGAAAAAAAGAUCAGAAAAGGAGGCUGAAAAGGCCAAUGAGGAGAGGACAGAAGAGAGUAAAGGAGCUUCAGCAGGUACUGGAGAAGCUGCAAGUCGAGAAGAACUUGCUGUCCAGGCAGAGCUCCCUCAAGCAGCCAGCCCAUCACUUCCUCCUGCUCCGCCAGCUCUUUCUCCACCCCCAGCCCUCACAAAGACCUCUGCAGGUACAACUGACCCUGAAGAAGCAACAAGGCUGCUGACUGAGAAGAGGCGCCUUGCCCGUGAGCAGCGGGAACGGGAAGAGCAAGAGAGGAGAGAGAGAGAAGAGCUUGAAAGGCAGAAGAAGGAGGAGCUGUCACAGAGGAUAGCAGAAGAGCGAGCUCGCCGGGAAGAGGAAGAGGCUCGCAGACAGGAAGCAGAAAAGAAACGGAGGGAUGCAGAGGAGGAACGGGAAAAGGAAGAGCAGCUGCGCAGACAGGCAGAAGAGAGAGAACAGAAGGAGAAAGAAGAGAAGGAGCGCAUUCAGAAACAAAAAGAAGAAGAAGCUCGCCUACGGGAAGAGGCAGAGCGGAUUCGAUUAGAACGUGAAAAGCAUUUCCAAAGAGAAGAGCAGGAGCGCUUGGAAAGGAAGAAGAGGCUUGAGGAGAUCAUGAAGAGAACUAGGCGUGUAGAAGCAGUAGAUAAGAAAACCAGUGAUCACCAAAAUGGACAUAUAUCAAAGGCAAAUAUUACUGGAGAAACAGUCAUAACAAGUCCUGCAUCUCCCUCGGAACCUGCAGGAGAUCCUCAGCUUCAGCAUGUAACAACAUCUCCCCACAAUGGAAAACCAGUCACCUGCCCACAUGUGAUCGUCUCACAUCAACCCUCCGUAAAUAUGGACAGCAACCUCAAUCCAGAGAAAAAUGCAAAUGAAAAUGGAAUGUCUAUGCAGAAUGAUAACUUUGAAGAGAUCAUAAACCUGCCUAUUGGUUCUAAGCCAUCCCGGUUGGAUGCCAUGAACAAUGGUGGAAGCAAUAGUCCUCAGAUUCCUUUGAAUCCAAUUCUAGCCUUUGAAGAUCAGGGGACUCUUUUGCCUCAGGUAGAUAGUGUUCAAACACAUCAAACAGCAGAAGUGAUCUGAAUGUUUCUUCUGAAGAACCAAAGGUGAUAGGAGCAUCUCUGCAGUCAGUGGAGUUUCUUCUAAACUAUGAAGGAGCAUUUUAUUUUUUCUCUCCAGUUUUUUAAAGAUUUCUUGAAUAUCUUUUUUGGAAGGACUUUAGUAAAACCAGCAGAAUAAAUGAUGGGAAUAGACUUGGAUCACCUUUUUAAUAGCUUUCACCACUAGAAAAAAUCAUGCUUCACGUGCAUUACUUAAUACGGCUUUUUCCAGCGAGCUUUUUCUGUUAGCACAUGGAUAUUUCUACAUUCCGUAAGACACAGGACACUGGAAUCUGAAAGCAAUGGGCUGAUUUGGGUGGUGGGUCUGAUUCUUUUUUUAAAGAGGUGGUGUUGGUUUAAAGGCUUAAUUGUAAAAUUGGCAAAGAAUCUUUCACACUUUGUGGUUCUAAUACUUGAAAAAUAAAUACCUCAUUGCUCUACAAGUAGAGUUAAUGGGGUGUUCUAUUAUAAACCUGUUGGUUUAAAUAUUAUUGCAGAGAACUCUAAUUAUGGGGGCAAACUAUAGGCUUCUGUAUCUGGUUCUUGUAAAUGUAAUUCCUACAGGGACAUUCUGUAAAUUGAGAUGUCACUAUGAUCUUUCAUUUUCUCUAAAAACACAAAACAAGGCAGGUUUUAAAAUGUGAAAAUUUGAAAGCAUUAUUUUUUCAUGGACAAGAGGAAAACCUGUUGUUCUCCUAGAUGAUGUAUUUAUGAAUUUUGUUCAGUAAAGAAAUAAAUCAUUUAACUGAAUAAAUUAGAAAAAUGUGGCAAAAUGAUACUGCAAACUUGAUUUUUUUUUAGUUACAUUCAUGUUCUCAAUACUAUAAGAGAUGUGUAUGCAUAGGUGCACACACAAGGAAAUCCCUUGUUCCGAGUCCUGCAAAUUGCUGCUGGUCCUAAUGGUGGAAGACUUUUCCUUUGCCUUAUCAGACUACUGAAGCCUGUGGGAAACCUGAAAUGUUUGAUUUUAGGAUAAUGAAGCAGGUUUGUUUCAGGGUAUUUGUGGUUUUGCUCGUUUCAGAGCAGAUGGAAAAUGGUUAUUGUGCUUUUUGUCAUGUGAUUUCUAUAAAGCAGUGCAGUUUGAGUGAUAAGAGCAGCAGUGUAGGUUGCUCUCUCUUUAAUUUGAUGCUGAUUUCUACUCAUAUCAUUCCACCCCUUGCUUUUGGUUGCUAUUGGGCAGAACUGCAAAGUCUUGCGCCUUCUUGUGCUUUGAUAAACAACACUGCUACAGAUAGUAGGUAGAGUUCAGUCUAGCUCUGAGCAUGAAGCACCAACCAGGGCUUGACAUGCUGCUAGCUGAAGUCAGUCAGGAGAUCUUUGGCUAAGGGAAACGGAGGCUUAUGGGGUCUCAGUUCAUGCUCCCAGAGGAUGUCUCAUUAAGAUUCCUGCACUUGCCUUUAGUGAGCACUGAUCUUGGCCUCUAGGAAGCUGUGCAGAAAGUCUGUGUUAGCAGAGGAAAUCCUCUGAGACAAAAACUGAAGAAUUUUUUAAGAAGUUAUUUUCUGCUGCUGGCAAGUGUUCUUUUAUACAGAAGAUGGGAUAAAAGCAAUGGAAAUGCAAUGAAAGAAACUUCAUCUGCCAGAAUGUAUGUGGAAGGGAAAAAACAGCCAGUCAGAAUGCUUUCAAUAGUAGCCUGUGACACGGUAAACUGGGCUCCUUUCUUGCUUUCUUUAGUUUUCCAUGUACAUAGCCACAAUAUUUUGAAGUGUCCAAAAUAUGUAGUUUUCUUCAAACUUAUAUAUAGCAUGUAAGUACCAAAUAAAACUUGUUUGAACUAA